Candidozyma pseudohaemuli is the source of this 3999-nucleotide messenger RNA. Its product is annotated as tRNA methylation protein. Gene Ontology annotation, biological process: tRNA methylation. The coding region runs from base 1 to 3999 and encodes 1332 amino acids. NCBI's taxonomy places the organism in Eukaryota, Fungi, Ascomycota, Pichiomycetes, Serinales, Metschnikowiaceae. The record is from RefSeq and is a predicted model, not a curated record. The transcript has a single exon. Gene Ontology annotation, cellular component: cytosol.
AUGCCCAACAUCGCUAGUCUGAUUUCUACUACUGAUGGUAUGAGUGAAUCGACCCAGAAUGGCAGCGAUAUAGCAGAUAUAAAAGCCAAACUCAUCAAGGUAUCACCUUCGCUGCUGGAUUUUGAUUCCUCAUUUUGGCUGAUUCAAAGAGACAUCCUCACCCUCCUCAGCCAGCCCUCCAAUGAAGCACCUAAAAGAAACCUUCAGGCUGCUGAUGCCCUACUGAUCUGGUACCUACGGGCCGUUCAAGCGCUCAAGGCCGGGGCAGACCCAACAUUGGUACCGCUGGACGACAUUUUUUCAGAUUCAGUCUUCAAUUGGGUCACGGGAUCGCUCAACUUCUCCCAUGGAGCUCAGGCUAAUGCCGGUUUGGGACUUCUACGAAGACUCGUUCAGCUUCUACUUUUGUUGGAUAGAGCUAAGGGUGACGAGCUUUGCACGAAAUGGGCCAUAUCUGUGUUUCACGACCUGUCACUCAAAAAAGAGCAUUUCCAGAUAAUCGAGACCUUAGCGAAAGAAUGUCCUCAGGUAUCUCAGGGCUUCAAAGAGAAUAUUCCUGGUUUUGUUGAGGUGCUCGUUUCAGCUUGUGCUUCUGGAGCUGUUGCCAAUGCUGCAGCGAAAUGCCUAGCGGCUUUGCUUCAGAACCUACAAACGGACUUCUCAGAAGGCGAGUUUGUCAACUACUGGGCUACCCCUGUCGUCUCAGGUCUCCAUAACCCAAAAACAUCGUCAAACAUUAUUCAGCAUUUACUUCCCAUCUUACUUCGCAUGACCCCCAAUUCCGUCGAGAUUCUCAUCAAGAACCAUAUAGAUGCAUCCCAGCCAGAGCUUCUUCUAGCUGUGCUUAAUGUUAGCCAAAAACUCUCCAAAUCAAAAGAUCCUAUAGAUAGCGGGAUCUUGACAGAGGGUGAGAUGUUUGAGCUUAUGGUCUCUGACACAGAGAGCAUACGUCUUUCGGCUUUACAACUAGUGGUCUCAACAAUCAAAACAAGUCGUAUACCUUCAGCACACAUCCUUAAACUCCUCACUGACGAGUGUAUACUCGAAGGAUUUGUGGAGGAUUCAAGAUCAUCCGAGACAAGAGAUGCAUUCUCGUCUACAAUCAGAAAAGCCGUCAUCUCUUUAAAGGACUGUUACAUCCACAAUAGGGAGUCGUCACCAGAAGCCAUCAAAGGAGUUUUUCAAUGGCUUUUGAGUUACUUUAUGAAGAAGCUCUCGCCAAGUUCAAGCUACCUGCUGCUUCUCAUUGCAUUUGACUUCUUUGAAGUUUUGGUCGAAGAAGAAUUCGACGGUGUCGCCCGAAAGAACACCCAAAAGCUGAAAAACCUUAUCCCAGUGUUGGAAGUUUUUACGCUGUCCUUUAAUUCCGUCAUGCUUCGCUUCACGACAAACAAUUAUGAGGAUAUCAGAGGAAAGGCCAGAAAGCUACUCCAGACAUGCCCUAGUGGCCUUUUGUUUGAUGAACUGGACGGCCUAUUUUCUGAAUAUUUGAACAAUGCCAUAGAAGCUUUGAAAUCUGUGCAAGGCAGGAAAAGCGAUGAAAACGUCAAUUUGCUCUUGCUUCUUGCGACUCAUUACUCAACGAACCAACGAAAGCUACUCGAAUUCAUAAGAUUAAUCCAAGAAAGACUCCUCCAAGUCAACGGAGAGUCCCCACACGGCUUUUACACAUUCUUUUCCAAAGCUUUCCAGACAUCACCAGAGUUUUUCUUGGAACAAGAGACAUACUCAACUGAACUCUUUCGAUGUCUUCUCAAAUGCUGCCAGAAACUGUGGCAGCAGUACAAAGCCAAUACAACAUUUGAGACUUUGGAAGACAGUGAUGGUCUAGAAGCAUCCUCAUGGCGACCUGUCCGUGAGUCCGCUCUACUAUUGGAUACAAUGAUUGCGUUGAACAAGAAAUCCCGCUUUGUCUUUCUAGAUAACGAACUAUUCCUUGAAGCCUGUGAGCUUACUCGAGACCAACUCAGCAACAUCACUCAUAGAGGUGUUUUUAUGGCUGUUUUCAAUACCUAUGUAUCUGCUUGUGUUGUCUGUUUGGAGAGUCCAAGCCUUAAAGACUACCCUAAAAUUUGGCUCCAGGAAAGUUUGGAUCUCAUCAAGGCUAAAACUCAGUUCGUUUCGAGAAGAUCAGGUGGACUUCCCUUUUUAAUUACCGGAGCUAUCAUUGCCCACAAGAAAACUGGUGUAGAUGAGAUAAUUGAUUCUACCAUGAAGAUGCUCAUCGAAUAUACCAAAAUUCCACUCAGGGAAGAAGACCGUGCCAAAGCAGGAUUCCCUCAGGUUCACGCCUUCAAUUGCAUCAAACAUCUCUUCCUUGAAUCGGCCUUGUUUCCAUCAGCGAAGAGGUACUUAAACGAAGCGCUCAGUCUUGCAUUGGAAAGUAUCGACUCACCAGAAUGGUCCAUCAAAAACGCAGCUUUGAUGCUUUUUACAUCACUUCAAAACAGGAUUUUUGGCACCAACAUGGUCGACAAUCUGCUUUCUGGCAUGAAGACAUCUGUGUUUUUCAGCAUGUACCGAGACCUUGAAGACAAAUUCUACUCCCGCUUAUCGAAAUUCGGAGAAAAUGAAGGAGGCUCAGUGGAGAGCAUUCUCUCCAUCUUGACCAUUUUAGAGAGACUUGAAUGGAGUGGUACUGACGAGAGUCUCUUCAACAGCUUUUACACAUUGCUUCAGGACAGGUACUUGAGUCACCAGAGGUGGAAAAUACGAGAAAUGACUGCCAGAGUGUUGUACAAAAUGGCAUUGACGACGAACAAGGAAAAGGCUGUUGAACACUGCAUCACAGGAGUCUUCUCGUCGAUGUCGAUGAACAAGAUCCAUGGGUUUCUCUUGCUAGUGUCGAAAUUGUCUCGAGAAGUACGCAUAAAUGACGAGGACAUGAGAGACGUUUUCCAUUUUGUUCUGAAGCUCAACAACUGGCAGGUCUUCUCAGUUUGGCUUGACAUGUUGCCAGAGGAUCCUCCACUGUCGUUAGUUGAACCUCUUGGAGAUCUCUUUGUGCAAAAGCUUAUUGAAGAAAGCAAGAAGCCGAAUCGGGCAAAACAGUCGACUUUAGCAAAGGUUGUCAAAAUCUUGCACCAUUAUCACCUCAAGAACGAUAAAGCCGAGGUGGCAGAAGACCUUCUUCUUCUUGCACUUGAAAGCGAUGCAUAUGUGAUUCAAGAACUGGUGAUUGAGUGUUGCCAAAAGCAUGAAAAAUUGUCUCACAGACUUAAAGAAACAUUGGAGCAAUUAGCACAAGCGCCACUGACUUGGAGCUACACACGUGUGAAGGUUAUUGAACUUUUGGUGGCAGCAGGAUCCAACCAACGGAUCAAAACGCCCGAUACAAAGUGGUCACAAGAACUUCAAGUCCUUGACCUUGCUGCUCAGAGUGUGCCAGAUAUUUGGCAACUUGCUAGGUAUUUACACUCGUAUGAAACUGACGAGACGAAUCUCCUCUGUGUUGAAGUGUUGGAGAGACUCAUGAGACCGAAAGAAGAGCUCGAUGGUGACUACAUCGAAGAUGUGAUUGUUCUUUUGCUUAUUUCAUGCAAGUCCGAAUGCAGACCCGCUCGUCGGAGGGCGGCGGACGUUUUGAGCCGUUCCUUUAAUUUAUCGAGUGAUUGGAGUACGACUUAUACCUUCAGGAAGGCCCUUGAGGCCUAUGGCGAUUUUGGGGGAAGAGAAGGAUCCAUAUUGAGAAACUCCCUCACGCUGUACAGAACAGGAUUUGAAGAAUUCACCAAAAAGAACCAAUUGGAUCUCGAUAGAGACGAUCUUUAUAUGAAUGAGGCGAUGGUGCAUUCAGAGCUCUCAAGAAGAACCAAGAUGGACGUCAGUGAGGAUGUCGAUAAAGUGAUGCAGAUCAUUCAAAAAUCACCGCUCCUCAAAUCCUGGGAGUACGAUUACCUGUUUGAUGUCAGUUUGCACAAAUUAAUGAAUUUGGUCUCCGAGGCAGAUAAAGAGAGACUAUUAGAAGCGCUUAAAAGCAUCGACUACUGCUACCACUGA